Molecule: messenger RNA, 3938 nt
Organism: Stegastes partitus (bicolor damselfish)
Lineage: Eukaryota; Metazoa; Chordata; Actinopteri; Pomacentridae
Gene: tfe3a
Product: transcription factor binding to IGHM enhancer 3a
Exons: 12
Coding region: 471-2354 (627 amino acids)
Biological process (GO): regulation of transcription by RNA polymerase II
Cellular component (GO): nucleus
Molecular function (GO): DNA-binding transcription factor activity, RNA polymerase II-specific; protein dimerization activity; RNA polymerase II cis-regulatory region sequence-specific DNA binding
Source: RefSeq, a predicted model, not a curated record
UUCACUGGUGUUCAGAGACGGAGUUCUGUCACAUCUGCUCACCAUCAGGACAUAGGAGCAUCAGAACCAGAACCACCCAUCAUCUAUAACCAGAACCGGAAACCCUCUGCUGACAGUGAGAAGCAGCGGAACCUUCACUCGUUCAUUUACGUGAAUUUAACGUGAAAUCAAAACGUGUUGGUGUGUGUCUGAUCUGUGUGACGUGUUUCUAUUCACACACACACACACACACACACACACACACACACACACACACACACACCAGUUUCGAUCAGCUGAUUCCAGCUGGACUCAAACCUGCGUCCUCCAUCAGCUCCAGCAGCGGUUCCACCUGGUUCUGUUCAGCCUGGUCCUGAUUCUCUGAUACUCCGGUACCGGAUCUGUGGUUCUGCCGGGAUUCUCCCUCUGACUUUGAUCUCGCGGUGGCUGCUGGGAAAUAAAGCCUGUGUUCGCCGUUGGUCUCGGUAGACAUGUCAGCCGUCAGUCCGGACCAGACCCAAACCGGAGAGCCGGACCGGACCGGAGCCGAAUCGGAGCAGAGGGAGGGCGACGUCCUGCAGCCGCAGACCGUGUUCGUCAUCCUGGACUCGGCUGAAACUCUCAACCUGGUCCGGGUGGAGUCUGGGAUCAUUGCCGACAUUGAGGUCGACAGUUUGCUGCCGUCAGACUGCGACACCUUCUACGAGAUUAAAAGUCAGCCAAUCAGCAUCAGCUCGUCAGCAGCGUCUUCUGCAUCCUCGUCUUCUUCUGCUUCGCUGCCGGCGGUCAUGUCGUCCAGGGUUCUGCUGCGCCAGGACCUGAUGCGUCAGCAGGCGCUGCAGGAGCAGCAGAAGGAGGCUCAGCUGCAGCAGCUGCUGCGACGCUGCGACUCUUCGUCUCCUGUCGGUGUGUUGGCGUCCUGCAGACCUCCUGCUCAGGUUCCUGUGGAGGUUCUCAAGGUGCAGACUCACCUGGAGAACCCCACCAGGUAUCACAUCCAGCAGGCUCAGAGGCAGCAAGUCCGCCAGUACCUGUCCACCGCCAAGACAGCCAGUCAGCAGCCAGCUCCACCGCAGAGUCACGCCCUCCAGUUGGGCUCUGCCCCCAAACAGUCAGAGGGUCCCAAACAAGAAGUGGACGACACAGUCAUCGAUGACAUCAUCAGCCUGGAGUCGAGUCUGAACGAUGAGUUUCUGACGCUGAUGGACUCGGGACUGCAGCUCGCCAACACGGUAACACAACAGACACACAACCAUGGUACCACACAUCUGGACCAGUCAUGCCGUGGCACUGUUUUAAAUGUUCUGACAGAUGAAGAGCACAGAAACGGGACGAUAGUGGCCGACUUCAGGCAUGGUGGGAUGAUGGACUGGGACAGUGGCGUGUUGAAGAUCUCAGUGAAGACCAGCCAGUUGGUCUGUGCACCCUCUGAGGACUCUAGCGGUGACUUCGUCUGGUCGGGGGGCUCCUGCACCGUGAGGCUGAGGCUCUCAGUGCUGUGGAGCCUAAAGCCUGAUUGGAAAACACACAAAAACACACUCAGCUGUAUUUUCCGACAUGAUCGGUUCCAAACGUCCUGUUCAGACAUGAACUGUUAUUUCACACUGAGACGUUCUGCUGCGGCACAAACACAAACAACAACAACAACAACAACAACAACAACAACACGUUGUUUCAGGCUGACAGACUCUCAGAACGGUGUUACUGCUGCAGAUAAAUGUAAUCAUCACAGUGCUGUUGUUGCAGAUGUUGAGACCAAAGCGCUGAUAAAAGAGAGACAGAAGAAGGACAACCACAACCUGAUUGAGAGGAGGAGACGUUUCAACAUCAACGAUCGUAUCAAAGAACUUGGAGCUCUGAUUCCCAAAUCAUCAGACCCGGAGACGAGGUGGAACAAAGGGACGAUUCUGAAGGCGUCGGUGGAUUACAUCCGCAAACUGCAGAAAGAACAGCAGCGAACUCGAGAGAUGGAAGAGAGGCAGAGGAGGCUGGAGAACACCAACCGGUCGCUGCUGCUGAGGAUACAGGAGUUGGAGGUCCAGGCUCGGCUCGGCGGUUUCUCCUCAUCCUCCCCCCUUCCUCCCCACUCCUCCACCCCUCUUGCCCCACCCCCCCUCCUGUCCCCCCCCCUGCCUGCAUUCUCCUCCCCCUCCUCCCCCCUUGUGAGCCCUCCUCUGGGUCUGGAUGCUCUGAGCUUCGUGGACCUGGAGGAUCCUCAGGGGGCGUCGGCGGUCUUCUCCCCAGACCUGCUACCGGGUCUGGGUGGGCUGCUGAUGGAGGAUGGAGGCGGCGUGAUGUCCGACCCGCUGCUGUCCUGCGGUGCCUCGAAGACGAGCAGCCGGAGGAGCAGCUUCAGCAUGGACGAGGACCUCUGAUGACGUCAGCAUUCAGGGAUCUGAUAGGCUGAGCUGGAGACUGGACUCCGCCUUUUUUCAUCUUCAGUACAACUAUUUUAACUCAUGACAUCAUCCAAACAGAGAAUGCACAGAGUCGCCAUGGUAACCACCACAUGUCUUCCAGUGGACAGUUGGGUGUCCUGUAGAGUUGUCAUGGCAACUGAUAGGACAUCACCGUGGUUACCACCGUGUGUCCCAAAGUGUUGCCGCUGUAAUCCCUGUCUGCUCUGUCAGUGCGAUGUCCCUAAGGCUGCUUUGUCUCACAGUGUCACCAUGGUAACCCCUGCCACCGCGUUACCAUGGUAACCACUGUGCGAUGACUGCUGAGUUCUGCGUCAUCUCCUUAGCAUCCUUUCGGGAACAAGAAAGGGACGGAGCUGGAAACUGCAAAAGUCAACAAGCUGCUAGCUUGUUCAUUAGCAGCCAAUCAAAGUGUGAAAUGAACUGAUUUCUUUGGUUUCAUCUGUCCGGCUGCUGAGACGCCGCAGGUGUGCUCUCACCUGGACGGCUCAGGCUGAAGCUGCAGGUGAGUCCAGGUCCUCUGAAUAGGAAACACAUGAAUCUGUAAUCACUGUGCUGGAAACAAAGAGAAAACCUGAAGGGAAACUGAAGCGGUUUCAUCUCCACAUGCUGUCAGCAGUGUUCGAACUGGUUUCAUUCCACUGGUUCAGUUUGGUCUCGUUAAAGUCGUCACAGUCAACAUUUUAUUGUUUUUAUUGGUGGAGACUUGAAUCACAUCACCAACCGCUAAGUUAGCUCACUGUUAGCCAUCACCUACAAAGGGUAGUAAUACAGCUGGAUCUAAUAGCUGGCUGGCUGUUAGCUGCAGCUGAUAGCAGGCUAGCUUUUAGCUGCAGUUAAUAUCAGUCAAACUGUUAGCUGCAACUGAUAGCAGGCUAAGUCGUAGCUGCUUUCAAAGGAGGCAAAGUUUAAGUGUUGUUUGGAGUUAUUUUGUUAGCUCCAAGGUCCACAUUCAGAGAAAACAGAUGCAUUGAGAUGGGAGUGAAGGAAGACGUCUGUGUUCAACUGGAACAGAAUCUCUGGACAGAGGAGGGUCUACAACACUUGUCAGUCCAGAGGGAUCUUCCCAUGUGGAGGGGCCGGGGAUCGAACCACCAACCUUGUGAUCAGUGGACAACCGGCUGUACCACCUGAGCCACAGCCGCCAACAGACUGUGUGAACUGUAACCUGUUGGGAGCUCAGAGCAAAGUUAGUUCACUGCUGUUAUCAGUUCUUAGUUUGUAGCCAACUGUGAGGUGAGCUCGUCUAAAAAGGACCUGCUGACUGUUAGCCUCGCCCAGUGGUACAGGGAGCAAGGAGUGUGCAGUUUCUCUGAAAUGAUUUGACAUUGUAUCUCCUCAGAGUAAUCAGAUUCCUUUUAAAUAGAACAGUAGACUGUUGUCUCUGAUGUCGGCUUAAAAUCUGCCAGUUUAGAUUUACAAUAUUCAGGCUCCACAGCAGGAGCUAAACUGAACUGAGUCCAUCUCUGGUUCCUUCAGUCUUGAUCUGCUGACAGACUCAGUCCUCCUCAGCACGGAGGAGACCAGAGUCCACUAAGUUCU